This is a messenger RNA of Exophiala spinifera, 885 nucleotides long. RefSeq lists its product as uncharacterized. The coding region runs from base 1 to 885 and encodes 294 amino acids. The transcript has a single exon. Gene Ontology annotation, molecular function: structural constituent of ribosome. Gene Ontology annotation, cellular component: mitochondrial large ribosomal subunit; ribosome. The record is from RefSeq and is a predicted model, not a curated record. Lineage: Eukaryota; Fungi; Ascomycota; Eurotiomycetes; Chaetothyriales; Herpotrichiellaceae. Gene Ontology annotation, biological process: translation; ribosome assembly.
AUGACAACAAAGCAGCGGCUGGAAGUUGCCAGAAAGCGAGCCGCGCAGAGACUAAAGGCCGAGCAGGCCGAGCAGGAACGCAAUUUCAAACUCGGUGGCCUGUCGUCGUCAAGCUUGUUCGGCGAAGAUAUCGUUCGGCGCACCGAGGCUGGGAUUCAAGAGGACGAAUCCCUGCUAGAACGUAAUCCGGAGAACAUGACCCAGGUUCUCAACCCUCGUCCUACGGCUCGGUCGCGAUGGCAGCGGAAGAUGGUGAUCAGAGACCUGAGACGCCGUGGUCGACCGAACAAAGAAAUGAAGAUUGCGCGGUCAGAGCGCAAUCACCUGUCUCGGUCGCAUUUCUUCAAGACCUCUAUGAAGAAGCUGGCUCCUCUUGCUCGACAAAUCGCAGGCAAAUCCAUUGAUGAAGCUAUCCUGCAAAUGAGAUUUUCCAAGAAAAAGGUGGCUCAAGAGGUCCGGCAACACCUGAUCCAGGCUCGCGACGAGGCCAUUGUCAUGAAAGGCAUGGGACUUGGGGCAGCUCAGAGCAGCGAGAAUGCAACCCCUGGUCAAGACCCCAGCGAAACUCCACCUCUUCCUCAUCAGACGCCCGCCAAAGCCAUCAAGAAAGGUCACGCCGCGAAUGAAACCGACAUCUAUGUCGCAGAGGCAUGGACGAACCGAGGCCCUUAUGGAAAGGAGCCUGAAUUCCGUGCACGUGGCCGUGUGUACAUGUUACGUCCACCCCAGACCGGCAUCAGUGUACUCCUGAAAGAGGAGAAGACGCGGACAAGAGAACGCGCGGAAAAGGAAGCCAAGGCGUUGAGGAAGAGGAUGGGCAAGAGCAUGUGGGUUCAUCUUCCCGACAGGAAGAUCACUGCUCAACGACAACAUGUUCUCUGGUAG